Cynocephalus volans (Philippine flying lemur) is the source of this 513-nucleotide messenger RNA. RefSeq names its product cilia and flagella associated protein 276 (gene CFAP276). The coding region runs from base 1 to 513 and encodes 170 amino acids. NCBI's taxonomy places the organism in Eukaryota, Metazoa, Chordata, Mammalia, Dermoptera, Cynocephalidae. The record is from RefSeq and is a predicted model, not a curated record. The transcript is spliced from 5 exons.
AUGCCUCCCACACGGGACCCUUUCCAGCACCCUACGUUAGAUAACGAUGAUUCCUACUUAGGAAAACUGCGGGCUUCCAAGAAAUUGCCAUAUAAGAACCCAAAUCACCUUGCUCAGCAACAGGAACCUUGGAAUCGGCUCAGCUCAACAGCCACAAUCACUUCCAUGAGGCGAGAUGCCAAUUUUUUUGAUCCCGAGGUACCGAAGGAUGACCUGGAUUUUCGCUUAGCAGUUUUGUACAACCACCACACUGGGGCAUUCAAGAACAAAUGUGAAAUACUGUUACACCAGGAGACGAUCCAGGAUACCCAUGGAAUCAAGAUCCAAUUCCCUGGAGAAUUUUUACCACCUACUCCUCCAUUCCCCAUCACUUCCCAGGCUAAAAUCAGAUACUGGAUCAACCCUAAGAAGGAGUCCAUCCACAGCAUCCAGGGAUCCAUAGUGUCCCCUCACACUGCAGCCACCAAUGGAGGCUACUCCCGAAAGAAGGAUGGUGGCUUCUUCUCCACCUAG